Molecule: messenger RNA, 670 nt
Organism: Dama dama (fallow deer)
Lineage: Eukaryota; Metazoa; Chordata; Mammalia; Artiodactyla; Cervidae
Product: histone H2B type 1-M
Exons: 2
Coding region: 45-425 (126 amino acids)
Cellular component (GO): nucleosome
Molecular function (GO): structural constituent of chromatin; protein heterodimerization activity; DNA binding
Source: RefSeq, a predicted model, not a curated record
UUUCCCAGCUGUUGGCAUAACUGUUCCGUUUUUUUAUCGGUAAGAUGCCUGAACCCACCAAGUCAGCUCCAGCCCCAAAGAAAGGCUCGAAGAAGGCGGUAACCAAGGCGCAGAAGAAGGACGGCAAGAAGCGCAAGCGCAGCCGCAAGGAGAGCUACUCCGUGUACGUGUACAAGGUGCUGAAGCAGGUCCACCCGGACACCGGCAUCUCGUCCAAGGCCAUGGGCAUCAUGAACUCCUUCGUCAACGACAUCUUCGAGCGCAUCGCGGGCGAGGCGUCGCGUUUGGCGCAUUACAACAAGCGCUCGACCAUCACAUCCAGGGAGAUCCAGACGGCCGUGCGCCUGCUGCUGCCCGGGGAGCUGGCCAAACACGCGGUGUCCGAGGGCACCAAGGCCGUCACCAAGUACACCAGCUCCAAGUAAACUUGCCAAGUCUUCAAGUUGAUCCUGACGUUGAUCCGGAAUUUGGCGAUGAACCCUUACCCAGAAUACGAAAGACCAUGCUCUUAACCAACUUCAUUCUGCGCACAGCUUUUCCAUUUUUCUUUUCCUUCCCCCCCCCCCCCUUUUCAUUUUUAAACCACAGAUACAUGUAUUUCAGGGAGGGGCGGGGGGAUGCUGAAGACGGAAUUUUCACAGAAAUGUCAACAAAGGUUUUUUCUGGUUUC